Belonocnema kinseyi is the source of this 3285-nucleotide messenger RNA. It is a transcript of the gene Vha100-2, whose product is annotated as V-type proton ATPase 116 kDa subunit a. Gene Ontology annotation, cellular component: vacuolar proton-transporting V-type ATPase, V0 domain; plasma membrane; vacuolar proton-transporting V-type ATPase complex. The record is from RefSeq and is a predicted model, not a curated record. Gene Ontology annotation, biological process: proton transmembrane transport; vacuolar acidification. The transcript has 13 exons. Bases 273 to 2633 code for a protein of 786 amino acids. NCBI's taxonomy places the organism in Eukaryota, Metazoa, Arthropoda, Insecta, Hymenoptera, Cynipidae. Gene Ontology annotation, molecular function: proton-transporting ATPase activity, rotational mechanism; ATPase binding.
CCAGUCGUUCAGUCAUUAGCGACCCGGCCGCGUCGAAUCUAUUCGUGUCUCGUGUCUUUUUCGUGUCAAUACGUAACCCAAAAAUCGCAUUCUUUUCGCUACUUCGAGUGCAAUUUCCUUCCAAACAACUUCAAAGUGUGCCUACUUAUCCUUCAAUUAUCAAAUGUCUCAUCCAGAUUCAUCCGGAAAAAACAAUUCUGGAUCAACGGCUCAACGGCGACGUAAACUACUUUCAAAGAAAAUUUGUAAAUGAGGUACGUCGCUGUGAUGAGAUGGAGCGCAAACUCCGUUACAUCGAAGCUGAAGUGAGAAAAGAUGGAGUGCCUGUUGCCGAUAAUCUCACUGAAUUGCCUCGCGCUCCAAACCCUCGGGAGAUUAUUGACCUUGAGGCACACCUAGAAAAGACGGAGAACGAGAUUCUUGAGCUGAGCCACAAUGCGGUGAAUCUGAAGAGUAACUACCUAGAGCUUACGGAGCUGCGUCACGUUCUCGAGAAAACGCAGGUGUUCUUCACGGAGAAUCAAGGUUCGCUUCUUCUUCUGUAUCAACAGGAAGAAGCCAACGACUCAAUCACCAGGGCACUGAUUAACGAGGAACCGCAGAAUCAAAACGCGACGGUUCGUGGACGACUCGAAUUCGUUGCCGGUGUUAUCAAUCGCGAGCGUGUUCCAGCCUUCGAGCGGAUGCUGUGGCGAAUUUCCAGGGGAAAUGUUUUUCUUCGGCAGGCAGAACUCGAGAAACCUCUGGAAGAUCCAAGCACCGGUAAUGAAAUUUACAAGACGGCAUUCGUGGCUUUCUUUCAAGGAGAGCAGCUAAAAAGUCGCAUAAAAAAAGUUUGCAGCGGAUUUCACGCAUCGCUCUAUCCCUGUCCAAAUACUAACUCCGAGAGAUUAGAAAUGGUCAAGGGAGUGCGUACGCGUUUAGAAGAUUUAAAUUUGGUUCUGAAUCAAACUCAGGAUCAUAGACAACGUGUUCUUCACAAUGUAGCUAAAGAAUUGCCAAACUGGAGUAUUAUGGUUCGUAAAAUGAAAGCUAUUUAUCAUACAAUGAACCUUUUUAACAUGGACGUGUCAAAAAAGUGCCUUAUUGGAGAAUGUUGGGUACCUGUAGCUGAUCUUGCAAUUGUUCAAAAUUGCCUUACAGAAGGGUCGCGGCUCUGCGGAAAUUCAAUUCCGUCUUUUUUGAACGUUAUUCACACGGAUGAAGACCCGCCAACUUUUAACAGAACUAAUAAAUUUACGAGAGGUUUCCAGAAUCUUAUAGAUGCAUACGGAGUGGCCUCAUAUCGCGAAGCAAAUCCUGCUCUUUAUACCAUUAUCACUUUCCCUUUCCUCUUUAGUAUUAUGUUCGGGGAUGCGGGUCACGGUUUGCUCAUGGCAAUCUUUGGACUCUACAUGGUUAUAUGGGAAAAGAAGUUAUCCACGAAAAAAACUAACAACGAGAUCUGGAACAUCUUCUUUGGAGGUCGUUACAUUAUUCUUUUGAUGGGUUUGUUUUCCAUCUACACUGGUAUCAUCUACAACGACGUUUUCUCAAAAUCGGUUAACGUGUUCGGAUCUAGUUGGAUUGCAAAGUACAACUACAGUACGCUGCAGCACAACCAUCAUCUGCAGUUGAAUCCGAAUCAAGAGGGCUACAAGCAAGUGCCUUAUCCCAUGGGUUUGGAUCCGGCCUGGAUGGUGGCCGAGAACAAAAUUAUCUUUCUCAAUUCCUACAAGAUGAAGCUCUCAAUCAUCUUCGGGGUUGUGCACAUGGUUUUCGGAGUCUGCAUGAGUGUAGUUAACAUUGUACAUUUCAAGAAGUAUGCAAGUCUUCUUCUUGAAUUCCUGCCACAACUUCUCUUCCUGAUACUUCUGUUCUUCUACAUGGUAAUGCUCAUGUUCAUAAAGUGGAUUCUGUACGGGGCUACUGAAGAAGACGUAAAAUAUCAACCAACUUGUGCGCCUUCUGUACUCAUCACUUUCAUAAACAUGAUGCUCUUCAAGCAUUCCAAGGUUGCCGACGGUUGUUCCGAGUACAUGUUUGAUGGCCAAAGUGAACUGCAGAAAAUUUGCGUAUUUGCUGCUCUUCUCUGUGUCCCGGUUAUGCUUUUCGGGAAACCGUUGUACACAGUUUUUGCCAAGAAGAAGCCAGGAAGAACCAUGGCGAACGGUUCUGCAUCUCAGGACAUUGAAUUGCAGCCAGAAGGUUUUCCAGUGAUUCCAGCAAUUGCAGGGGGAGAAAAAGCUGAUCAUGAAGAUGAAGCCUUCAGUGAAGUAAUGAUCCAUCAAGCGAUACAUACUAUAGAGUAUGUACUCUCCACGAUAUCACAUACUGCUUCGUAUUUGCGUCUCUGGGCCUUAUCACUGGCCCAUGCUCAACUCUCGGAAGUAUUGUGGAGCAUGGUCCUAAAUAAGGGCCUGGCUGCUGAAGAUGGUGACUACAUCAGCAGCAUCAAAUUGUUUGUCGCCUUCGGGGCCUGGGCCCUUUUCACCCUGGCCAUUCUGGUCAUGAUGGAGGGCCUCUCUGCCUUCUUGCACACUCUUCGUCUUCACUGGGUUGAAUUUAUGAGCAAAUUCUAUGAGGGUCAUGGUUACCCCUUCCAACCGUUUUGUUUCAAAACAAUUUUUGACACUGAAGAUGCCGAAGAAUAAAAGCAAGAAAAAGCAGACUCGGUAGCUAAAAGAUAAAAAGUUACUGAUAAUUUUAAUUUUUAUCGAAAAUGAAAAGACAACAUUUAUUGUGAAAAAUUUUAAUUUUUUUGGGUAUUAUUUUACAAGCUUUUUUGCGAGUACAAUCAAGUCUUAUCAAAGUGCCUCAAAAAAUUUUUAUAACUUUAUAAUUCAUCCUUGGAUUAAAAUUAAAUGUUGCAAUAAUUAUUGAGAUGUCAAUUUUUCCCAGAAAAUUAAUAAAAUAGAGGUCAAAAGCUGUUUUAAAAUUUUAUUCUAUUAAAUUGUAAAUUUGAUUUAUUUUUAAAUAUUGUAAAAUUCAAAUUGUAUUUUUUACAUCGAUAAUAGAUUUUAAGUUAAGUGUCAAAAAAUAAUUUACGAUUAUCUCGUGAAUAGGGUCCAAUCUUUGAUACUGUAUAAGCAAAAAAAUUAUUAUUGAUAAAAAAAAAAGCGUAGAUGUUGAUUGAUAAAAUUAUCUGAAAUUAUCAAAUUCUUGCAAUUUGUAAAUUCCAAUUUAUUGACGUACAAUCAAUUAAUGUUGAUGUAUGCCGCCGAAAUUAGGAAUUAUAUUAAAAACUCAUUUUUUCACCUCUUAAAAAAAUAAACAGUGAAUCAAAAUAAAUUAGUUAACAAUUCA